This is a messenger RNA of Callithrix jacchus (white-tufted-ear marmoset), 6347 nucleotides long. RefSeq names its product zinc finger and SCAN domain containing 23 (gene ZSCAN23). Gene Ontology annotation, biological process: regulation of transcription by RNA polymerase II. NCBI's taxonomy places the organism in Eukaryota, Metazoa, Chordata, Mammalia, Primates, Cebidae. Gene Ontology annotation, molecular function: RNA polymerase II cis-regulatory region sequence-specific DNA binding; DNA-binding transcription factor activity, RNA polymerase II-specific. The record is from RefSeq and is a predicted model, not a curated record.
CUGCUGCUGUCGGGGAUUCAGAGGCGUCGUGACCUGCGCUAGGUGGCGUCUCCUCUCGCAGAUGCCUCGCUGAGCCUCGGAGUCGGGCUGUAGCUGAGGGGCCUCGGAACGGCCGGUCUGUGCGCCGCGACCCGGACUGGCACUGCUACUGCCAUAUGAAGAAGGACAUGUUUGCUUCCCCUUCCGCCAUGAUUGUAAGUUUCCUGAGGCCUCCCCAGCCCUGCUGAACAAUCUUGGUGUUUCCAGAAGAAAAGAUCAAGGGAGAAUUACCAAGAAUAGAUUCUUUUUCUGGAUAGUUAAACCUUUUAUGUCCAUAACCUUGACCCUUCAGACUGCAGAGAUGCAGGAAGGACAUCUGGCAGUGAAGGUAAAGGAGGAAGAGGAGGAAUACUCCUGUGGGCCAGAAUCAGGCCUGUCAAGAAAUAACCCUCAUACAAGAGAGAUGUUUCGUCGACGCUUCAGGCAGUUCUGCUAUCAGGAGACCCGUGGGCCCCGGGAAGCUCUUCAAAGACUCCAGGAGCUCUGCCAUCAGUGGCUGAGACCAGAGAUGCACACAAAGGAGCAGAUCCUGGAGCUGCUGGUGCUGGAGCAGUUCCUGACCAUCCUGCCUGAGGAGCUCCAGGCCUGGAUGAGAGAACACCGCCCUCUGAGUGGAGAGGAGGCAGUGACUGUGCUGGAGGAUUUGGAGAGAGAGCUGGAUGAACCAGGAGAGCAGGUCCUGACUCAUGCUUAUGACGAGGAAGCAUUUGUAAAGGAGAAGGCAACUCCAGGAUCAGCUCAAGAGUCAUCAAAUGGCCAAUUCCAAGCCUUGGAAGAGCAACGUCAGUAUAAUUUGCGAGAGGUGUGCCUAGUUCAGGAGAUUGAUGGCAAGGCUGGGACUUGGAAUGUGGAGUUAGCCCCAAAGAAGGAGAUUUCUCAGGAAGUGAAAUCUCCUGUACAAGUUCCUGGAAAACUGAAUGGUAAUAUUACUCAGAUGCCUGAGUAUGGAGAUACCUGUGACCAUGAGGGCAGACUGGAAAAGCAAAGGGUGAGCUCUUCAGUGGAGAGACCCUAUAUCUGUAGUGAAUGUGGAAAAAGCUUCACCCAGAAUUCCAUUCUUAUUGAGCACCAGCGAACACACACAGGUGAGAAGCCUUAUGAAUGUGCUGAGUGUGGGCGGGCCUUCAGCCAGCGGUCAGGCCUAUUCCAGCACCAGAGACUCCACACUGGGGAGAAGCGCUACCAGUGCAGUGUUUGUGGCAAAGCCUUCAGCCAGAACGCUGGGCUUUUCCAUCACCUCAGAAUUCACACUGGGGAGAAACCUUACCAGUGUAAUCAGUGCAGUAAGAGUUUUAGUCGACGUUCAGUCCUCAUUAAGCAUCAGAGAAUUCACACUGGAGAGAGGCCUUAUGAAUGUGAAGAAUGUGGCAAGAACUUCAUUUACCAUUGCAACCUAAUCCAGCAUCGGAAAGUCCAUCCUGUGGCUGAAUCAAGCUAGCUCCUCAGAACAGGCCUCCCUAUGCCCUGAGACACAACAAUGUUGGAAUGAAACCAGUUAAUAACCCUACAGUGGCCUCUCAGUGUUCAAGUGAAAGGAAGAGUCUCACAUCUCUGUCUUUAAGUUGAAAGCUAGAAAAUAAUUAAGCUUAGUGAGGAAGACAUGCUGGAAGCUGAGACAGGCUGAAAGCUAGGCCUCUUUCACCAAACAGUGAUUUGUGAAUGCAAAGGAAAAGUUCUUGAAGGAAGUUAAAGCUACACCACUGAACAAACAAGUGAAAAGAAGGUAAAACAGCUUUAUGGCUGAUAUGGAGAAAGUCUGAGUGAUCUGGAAAGAAGAUCAAACCAGGCACAACAUGCCUUUAACCCAAAGCCUAAUCCAGAGCAGGACCCUAACUCUCUUCAGUUCUACAAAGGCUGCGAGAGAUGAGGAAGCUGCAGAAGAAGAGUCAGAAGCUAGCAGAGGCUGGUUCAUGAGGUUUAAGGAAAGAAGCUGUCUACGAAACAUAACAGUACAAACUAAAGCAGCAAAUGUUGAUGUAGACACUGCAGCAAGUUAUUCAGAAAACCGAGCUAAGAUGAUGGAUGAAGGCAGCUAUACUAAACAGAUCUUUAAUGUAGAUGAAUUUAUAUUAGAAGAAGAUACCAACUUGGACUUCCAUAACUAGAGAGAAGUCAGUGCCUGGCUUUAGAGGACAGACUGACUUUCUUGAUAGGAACUAAUGGAGGUGGUGACUUAAAGUUGAAGCCAAUGCUCAUUUACUAACCUGAAAAUCCUAGCGACCUUAAGAAUCAUGCUGGCUGGGCAUGGUGGCUCAUGCCUGAAAUCCUAGCACUUUGGGAAGCCAAGUCAGGAGGAUAACUGAGCCUAGGAGUCUGAGACCAGCCUGGGCAACAUGGAAAAACCCUGUCUCUAAAAAAAAGUACAAAACUUAGCUGGAUGUGGUGGUACACACCUGCAGUUCCAGCUACUAAGGAAGCUAAGGUGGGUGGACUGCUUGAGCCAGGGAGGCAGAGGUUGUAGUGAGCCAAGAUUUCACUACUGCACUCCAGCCUGAGUGACAGAGAAAGACCCUGUGUCAGACACACACACACAAAAAAUCACACUAAAUCUACUUUUCCUGUGCUCUAAAAAUGGAAAAAUAGAGCCUGGAUGAUAGCACAUUUAUUUACAGCAUGGUUUACUGAAUAUGUUAAGCCUACUGUUGAGUCCUACUGUGGAAGGGUGGGGGUGGAGAUUCCUUUAAAAAUAUUACUGCUCAUUGACAAUGCACCAGUCACUGAAGAGCUCCUCAAGAGGUCAAUAUUGUUUUCAUGCCUACUAACACAGCUAACCAUUCCACAGCCCAAAGAUCAAGGAGGAAUUUCAACUUUCAGGUCUCCUUAUUUAAGAAGUACAUUUUAUAAGGGUAUAGCUGCUAAAGAUAGUGAUUCCUCUGAUGUAUCUGGGGAAAGUAAACUGAAAACCUCCUGGAGAGAUUCACAUUCCAGAUACAAUCAAGAACGUUUGUGACUCAUGGGAAGAGAACAAAAUAUCAACAUGAACAGGAGUUGGAAGAAGUUGAUUCCCAUCCUCAUGGAUGCCUUUAAGAGGUUCAAGACUUCAGUGGAGGAAAUAACUGCAGAUAUAGUGGAAACAGCAAGAGAACUACAAUUAGAAGUGUAGCCUGAAGAUGUGACAGAAUUGCUUCAUGCUUAUGAUAAAAUUUGAAUGGAUGAGAAGUUGGUUUCUUAUGGAUAAGCAAAGAAAGUGGUUUCUUGAGAUGAAAUCUACUGAUAAAGAUGCUCUGAAAUUGUUGAAAUAACAGCAAAGAAUUUAGGAUGGCACAUAAACUUAAUUGACAAAGCAGUGGCAGAGUUUGAGAGGUUUUACUCCAAUUUUGAGAGUUCUGUGGGUAAAAUGCUAUUAAACAGCACUGAGUACCACAGAGAAAUAGUUCACAAAUGGAAGAAUCAAUCAAUGCAGCAAACUUCGGUGUUGUCAUACUUUAAGACAUUGCCACAGCCAGCCCAGCCUUCGGCAGUUAUCACCCUGGUCAGCCAUCAGUCAGCAGUCAUCAGCAAGACCCUGCAGCCUCAAAAAGAUUAUGAGUCACUGAAGAGUCCGGCCUUGUUUUGCAAUAAAAAUCUCUUAAUUAAGGUAUGUGCAUUUUUUAGACGUGCUACUCUACACCUAAUAGACUGUCAUAUGGCACAAACAUUUAUAUACACUGGAAAGCCAAAAAAAACUGUGAGACUCACUUUAUUGCAAUAUUAGCUUUUUUGCAGUGUUCUAGAACCAAAUCUGCAGUAUCUCCAAUGUAUGCCUGUAAACGUUAAUUGACCCAUCUUUGACAUGCAAUAUAAGCAGGCUGAGCCAUCGCUUUUUGCACCUAUUUUCUUAAUCAUCUGAAUAUUUCACUACAUUUUAUAGUUCUAAAAGCGAAUAGUGUCUUAUUCUUUAUUCCUGAAGUAACUAAAAUGUCUCUUAGUUAAUUUUAUGUUAUUUUUGCUUAUUUCACAGAAAUUUCUUUUUACUUUCUAAUCAUUGCCUUUAUCACAGCCAUUCACUCUGAGUAAAUUUGUUCCAGUUUGGAGUUGAUCUUCUUUAACAACGAUGCGUUAUGCCUUAGCAUCAGCCUGAAGUAUAUCUACUGCUACAGUGAGCCAGUCUGAGCUGUUUCACCCAGGAAUGUAUUCAGACCAAUUGCAGAAGAACCAGAGAAGUGUCAAAUAGUUAAAGAAUCUAGCCCACACGGGAAGGGAGCUUCUGGUCAGGAGUUCUUCAGACAGAAUACUACGGGUAUUUACUUGAGCCUCAAGUGUCCAGCUUCAGGCUCUUCACCAUCAAUGAUGGAGAGCAGCAAUACACAGUAACACAUCUUGGAACUACUGAUACUGGAGUAGUUCCUGACCAUCCUGCCCGAGAUAUCCAGGUCUGAGUAUAGGAUUAUCUCAGAGUAUAGGGAAGAGGCUGUCUAUGCUGAAGAAUUUGGAGAGAAAGCUGAAUGAUCCAGGAGGAAAGGUAAAACAGAGAAGAAAUGUCUAUGAGAUAGCAGGUAUUAUCUCCAGAGAGAGAUAAGAGAGUUGAGAUCACUUUUAUAGUCUAGUUACAGGAAAAUGGCUAACAUGUUAUUGCCCAGAAUUAUUUAUUUUUGUUCUAUUUUAUUUUUUUAACUUGUUGGCCCUGUGUAUUUGCCCCUCUUUGUCCCUUUAUCCCUGCCCUUGCAGGGAUAACUACUAUCAGCUCUCCCAUUAUGUGUUCCACAGUAAUACUGGGAUUUUAAACUCUAAUUUUCAGCAAAUGUCACCCUCAUUUAGCUAUAUCUAAUUGUCCCCAGUUCCCCACCCUCCUACAGGAGACAGGAAGUACCCCCAAUGGCAAGUAGUGUAUCUGGCAACGGCAUAGGACUCACCUGGCAUCUGGCACCAGCCAGUAAAGGGUCAACUUAGCUCUGAAUCUGGGAGUUGUACACUGUUAAGGAGAACGUUGAGGAGGAGAUAGCAAAGAAGAAGUUAGGAAAUGUUGCUGUCUUUUUGCACUUUUCCAAAUGAACCUCGUCACUAAAUCUCUGCCUACCUUUUCUUUGAUCUCUAAUGCCUAUCCCACUUUUAACUUGUUCCUCGAAGCAUAUCACUCUAACCUUUUCUUUCUUCACUUUUUUGCCUUAAUAUUGUUUUUUUUAAAAAAUCCUGCUGCUUUCUUCUUAUUUUGCAUGGUUCAGUUUCUCCUUUCUAAUACUGCCAACUUCCUUGAUGCAGACCUCUUAUCCCAAGGACAGGAGAAUGUUUUUCUGUAUUGAAGUCAAUAGAAAACUAUUAAAAGGCUACAUGCAAUAAAGUUUUAAAUGUACUUUUUUAAAUGAGUAGAGGAAACAUAAAACUUCAGUAGGUACAUGCUUACUAGGAAAGCACGAUACAUGCUAAAAUGUUAUUACACUAUACAUAUUGCUUACCACUUCUUUCUUAGUUUAAUAUUACAUUAUGGAUAUAUUUCCAAGUUACCUAUAAUACAUAUAUGUAGCUGACAUACAUUUCACUGCAAGAGUAUUGAAUUAUUUUGUAACUGGCCUUAGAGGGUUUUUACGUUGCUUCUUUUUUCUUUUUCUUUUUUUUAAAUACUGCCAACUAAAAGCCAUAAACCCUUUUCUUUUUCUUUUUUUUUCUUCACUUUGCAUUAUGAAACAAGUUUAAGCAUAUCUAACUGUAGAAUUGUACUACUUUGGAUAAAUCCCCAUGAACCUGUCACCCAGCUUCAACACUAUCAGAUUAUGGCCGAUCUUGUUUCACUUAUAACUCUACUCCAUAUCCCAUGCUUUUGUUAUAUAUAUUAUAUAGGAUUACAUAUAUCAUAUUACAUAUAAGGAUAUAUCUGAGACAAGCUUCAAAAAUAAUUUUUAUAUAUAAUUUUGAAGCCUAUCUCAGAUAUCAUAUUCUUUCAAAAGUAAAUAUUUCAAUAUUUGCUGUAAAAGAUAUAAAAUUUAAAAAUGUAAACAAUACUAUUUCAUACCUAAAUAAUUAACAGUAAUUCCUUAACAUCAAUUUUCCAGUUUUCUCAAAGAUGUCAUAAACAUCUUUUGUUCAUCUUGUUUUUUAACUUAUUUGAAUCAAGAUCCAAGGAAGAAAACAUACUGUGAUGGGUUGAUAUGCUCAUAAGUUUCUUUUAAUAUGUGGGUACGCUGUCUUGUUUUCUCUUCCCUUACAACUCACUUGCUAAAGAAAAUCAAGUUGUUUGUCCUAUAUAGUUGCACACAGCAUGCAUUUUGCUGUCUGCAUCACGUGCUGUAGUCUAAGAUGUUCUGUUGUCCUAUUUUUUGUAAACUGUAGUAAUGUACAGGCUUGAUCAAAAUCAAGUUUUAAGGUUUUUUUGGCCAGAUAAAUUGAAUGAUUUU